UUGAUUGUAUACACCUGUGUCCAUGGAGGGGAUUGGAACACCUGAAUCACAUGAUUUGGAGGGGAUUGGAACACCUGAAUCACAUGAUUGGGAGGGGAUUGGAACACCUGAAUCACAUGAUAUGGAGGGGAUUGGAACACCUGAAUCACAUGAUUUGGAGGGGAUUGGAACACCUGAAUCACAUGAUUGGGAGGGGAUUGGAACACCUGAAUCACAUGAUUGGGAGGGGAUUGGAACACCUGAAUCACAUGAUAUGGAGGGGAUCGGAACACCUGAAUCACAUGAUAUGGAGGGGAUUCUAACACCUGAAUCACAUGAUAUGGAGGGGAUUGGAACACCUGAAUCACAUGAUAUGGAGGGGAUUGGAACACCUGAAUCACAUGAUAUGGAGGGGAUCGGAACACCUGAAUCACAUGAUAUGGAGGGGAUCGGAACACCUGAAACACAUGACUGGGAGGGGAUUGGAACACCUGAAUCAUCACAUGAUUGGGAGGGGAUUGGAGCACCUGAACCACAUGAUAUGGAGGGGAUUGGAACACCUGAAUCACAUGAUUUGGAGGGGAUUGGAACACCUGAAUCACAUGAUUUGGAG
Molecule: messenger RNA, 592 nt
Organism: Staurois parvus
Lineage: Eukaryota; Metazoa; Chordata; Amphibia; Anura; Ranidae
Source: the annotation of a GenBank genome assembly